UUACAUUAAGUAGUCAUUGAAUAUUUUUUAAUCUGACUAUUAUAAAAAGUGUAAAUAAAAAUUAAUAACUAAAUACAAAGACAAAUUCAAUACUAUUCUGUAUAUUUACUGAAUACAAAUUUUGCAUUUACUGACUUCUCCCAUUUGAUAAUUUCUCUGAAACGUUGAAAAGCGAAUUAGUAUUGCCUUUUGAAGCAAUUUGACGCAAUUUCGAAAUCGAUCGAAAAUUGUACAGCUACCGCUAUCUAGAGGUAAACCGCUAAACUCGCAUUAUAGAAAUUUGCUAUUUUCUCUAAAAUUAACAACUUUCACAUUACGUUACACCGAGUAGAAUAUUCUAAGACUUCAAUAGAAAUAAAAAAAUGUCAUAAUGCACUAAAAGUAUUUGAAAGAAGAAAUCAAUGCAAAAUUAUUAAUGUUUAUGAUUUAGUUACAUUAGAUAUCGCUUUCUAAGCAUUUUAAGAUCCAUAAAUUGCAAUAUUUAAAAUUUUUUUGUCUGGCGCUUUUAAUACAAUAUUUUUCUAUUCUUUUAAUCGUAAUACUAAUUCUUUGAUACUAAUAUUUCUAUUUUGCUAAUUCUACCGGUAAUCGCUAGACAGCGAUACAUGUACCAUUUUAGGACGAAUUCAAUUAAUAUUUUUUGGCUAAAUAGAUGUUAAUAUUCUUAAAUUGCUUUGAAACAUUAUGCUAAUUAUCUUUAGAAUGUUUUAAGAGUGUCAAUAAGUCAAGAAAGUCAAUAAAUGCAACAAUUUUCACCUUCGUCUGCUAUUUUUCCUAAUGAAAUCGGCUUUGUACUUGAGAGUGCAAGUUCAGGUUAAAAAAAAAAAACAAAUUAAUAACACGUGCUUAUAUGCUUACAUACAUGUGCUGAAACGUAAGUGACAUUUGGGUAUAACAAGAAAACAUUGUCACGUGUAUUUUCAACUGAAUAUUAUCUGAAAUUAUCGAAUAUAUUCUAAAAUUUUUAUUUAAAAUUAUCAAAAUGAGUUCGAAUAAGGCAAAGUUAUCGAAAAGUAUAUUAGAAAUGAAAUUUAUGAAACGGACUAAAGAAAAAGUAGAAAGAGAACAGUUUCAAGAAGAAGGCGAAGAAUACUUUGGAAAUGAACUAACAAAACGUAUGAAACAAGAAUCUGAGAGGUUCAUCAUUGAACCUAGUUAUGCCUUUUGUGAAAACUUAAUUGAAGGUAGGUUAAGUUUUCAUGGAAUGAACCCAGAAAUAGAAAAACUGAUGGAAGCAGAACAAAACAGUUAUAAUGCUGUAGAAGAAGCAAAAAAAGAAAAAGAUAUUUCAGAUGAACAAAUGGCAGAAAGUUGGAAAGGAAAUGGUAAGAAAAAAAUGAAAAGUAAAUAUAAUUCUAAAUCGUCAUUAAGAAGUAAUAAUGAAUUUGAACCAUUACCAAAAAAACCAAAAUUCUUGAAACCUAAAGACUAAUAUAAGUAAGAAGUAUUUGUAAAUAUACAAUAUAUGUGUGUGCGUGUACAUAUAUAUAUAUAUCAUAGUUUGACAUGAUUAUUUUUAUAUAUGUACAAUUUCUGCUUGUGUAUAUGUUACAUUGAAUGUCAAUGUUAACUUCUAACUAAUACUACAGCAUAGAA
Molecule: messenger RNA, 1596 nt
Organism: Megachile rotundata (alfalfa leafcutting bee)
Lineage: Eukaryota; Metazoa; Arthropoda; Insecta; Hymenoptera; Megachilidae
Gene: Mpp6
Product: M-phase phosphoprotein 6
Biological process (GO): maturation of 5.8S rRNA
Source: RefSeq, a predicted model, not a curated record